Messenger RNA from Ceutorhynchus assimilis (cabbage seed weevil), 903 nucleotides. NCBI's taxonomy places the organism in Eukaryota, Metazoa, Arthropoda, Insecta, Coleoptera, Curculionidae. The record is from the annotation of a GenBank genome assembly.
AUGAAAAUAGCAUUAGAGUUGAUAUCCCUUGGUGGAAAACUUUUUCGGCAUAUUGAGAAAGAUGAUAGAAAUGAUAAAGAAAUAGUGGUGGGAGAAUUCGGCGACAUACCGUUGCAAGCUUACCAACAUGGAAAAGAACCUGGAUUACAAUCCCUACAUGUCAUGAAUUUGGAUAUUUUACAUCCUAUGGACGACACAAUUAUGCCCUAUGCCCUCCUCAGCAGAUUUAAUGUGGUUGUUCGGCAAAUGGUCAGACCGGGACAACAUACCAGAUGUAAAGCAGGCUGCAGCCGUGCAUGUGGGUGCCGGAAAGCUGGGCUCAAAUGCUCAAAUAUUUGCACCAAUUGCCAUUCCAGCUGCACCAACAUGCCUGAGCCAACUACAACUGGUGAGGACGACGACGACGAAGAAGAAGAAGAAGAAGAAGAGGAAGAAGUAGAAAAAGAAGACGAAUACGAACAACACAUAGUUAAUGAAGACGAUACGGAGCCUAGCGUAGAAGAAGUCCUCAGAAGGACAUUCCCCAACCAGAAGGAGAGAGUUGAACCUCCAGUGCGAAACGACUCAUUUUCUUUUGAAUCAAAUAAUAGUUCUGAUCAUGAAAUAUCAAAUAAUACUAACAAUGAAAUUCAGUCUGACAACAGUGACUCUUUGGAAAAUUCUUUUCAGAGCAUCGAAGAUGACCAAACAGUAGAGCCCACAUCCACAAGCAGCGGAUGCAACCAAAUGCCCAGUACAAGUGCAAGCAGAACUGAGCCUAUGCCAGCUGCAAAAGACAAGAGACCCCAAGAGGAGGAGGUAGCGUCACAAGUUGCUCCUGACCUGGGAAGACCAAAAAGGGCAGUCAUAAUGCCAAAAUAUCUCUCUAGUUAUGAAACUAACUUUCUUGUCCAAAUCAAAUAA